This is a messenger RNA of Phacochoerus africanus (Common warthog), 1975 nucleotides long. RefSeq names its product PRELI domain containing 3A (gene PRELID3A). NCBI's taxonomy places the organism in Eukaryota, Metazoa, Chordata, Mammalia, Artiodactyla, Suidae. The record is from RefSeq and is a predicted model, not a curated record. Gene Ontology annotation, cellular component: mitochondrial intermembrane space. The coding region runs from base 508 to 1350 and encodes 280 amino acids. The transcript is spliced from 5 exons. Gene Ontology annotation, molecular function: phosphatidic acid transfer activity. Gene Ontology annotation, biological process: phospholipid transport.
UUCCUGGAAACUCCUGGCUUCAAGAUGCAACCCUACCUCCUAUGGGACAAUCAUGAGAAAUGUGUUCCUCCGGAGAAAGACAAGUAGCAAACACAAGCAGCCACUGCAAUUGCCGGUGACCUUAGGUUGAGCCCUGACAAGCGAUGCUGUCAAAUCUUGUCACUUGAGAGCAAGGACGGAGGGUCACACAUGCUUGGCUCCAUAAAUGGUGGGGUUACUUAGGGUCUUCAGUGCCCACAGUGGAAAGCCCAAGAGGCCCCCACAUACCAUUGUAAAGCAUAUUCCACACUGACGCUGCUUUCUUUCUCUGCCCCUCCGUGGAGAGGUUUGGCAGGCUAGCAGAAGACCAGUUCGUUAUCCUUCCCAACACUGGGAACUGGCCUGGCUAGAAGGUGCUCUGGCAGAAUUUGAACCACCUGACCGGAAGGAAUGAGCCCUGCCUCGGUUGCGCAGUGGUGACAGAGCAGGCGCUGGGCGCCUGCAAGACUUCUGCCCGCCGCUCACGUGAUGAGCAGGCGCCCGCCCACCGUGUCAGCCCGCCCCGCCCAGUCCCUCCCACGCCCCGCCUGGCACGGAGCAGAGCAUCCUGGAGCAGCCAGAGCCCAGAGCAUCUCGGGGGCGGAGCAUCCUGAGUCUUGGAGCAUCCCAGGCCGCGAUUUGCAACGGCUGCGGCGCGAUGAGGGUCUGGAGCUCGGAGCACGUGUUCCGAUCUUGGGAACCAGUAGGACUUUGACAUACAUCAGAGAACGUUCAAUUGUGGACCCAGUGGGGAAGAAGAUGGAGCUCUGCUCCACCAAUGUAAGCAGUGGCCACGAUGAGCAAGGUGCCUGGUAUUUCUUGGUGAUGAUCACACUCACCAACUUGGUGUUGGUGAGCGAGAGGCUGGUGUACACACCCCACCCGGAGGACCCAGGAAUGACUGUGCUCACUCAGGAAGCUGUCAUUACUGUGAAGGGGAUCAGCCUUGGCAGCUAUCUGGAAAGUUUAAUGGCCAACAUGAUAUCAUCCAAUGCAAAGAAGGGUCGCGAGGCCUUGGAGUGGGUGAUCGGCCACCUGAACUUGGAGCUGGAGGGCUGGCAGCCCCUGCCUGCAGCAGGGCGUGAAGCACCACCGCCCCUGGCCUUGCGCUUCCCCGCGCCCAGGACACAAGACACAGGCUGGGCAGCAAGUCAGCGGCCGGGGCUGGAUGUGCACGCUCUGCGCAUGUGUCAGAGGGGACAUUCGUGCUUACUGCCUGUGUGUCCAGGGACUUUGAGGAGAGGGACUCUGGAAAGGGGCCGAAUUUGCUACAUUUGGGCCAACUGGUUACCAUUUCUUUUUUUUUUUUGGUGGAAAGGUUUUUUUGUUUAAGAAGUUAACCCUUUGAUAUUCCCUUCCCUAGUAACUAGAGUAUCAGUGAAAAAGGGAACAGCUUUCCCACACGCUGUAACCUUCCACCACUUGGAUGGAAAUACUUGUGGGCGUCGAGCUGCAGGUUUGCUAUGGUCAUGGACAGUUCUCGGGAAGAAUGAUCUGUCAGGGCAGCAGCGGGUUUUAAACAUUAGAGCCUGAGCUUGGCCUUGGAGCCUAUUAAUUCUGUAGGUUCCAGGCCCUCAGCCCCGGGAUCCUGCCAGGUCUGACUGUGGCUGGUCAGACCAGGCCUGGCAUUCAUGGUGCCCAGGAGCUGCCCCGCCAACAAGCGCUGGGCCUGGGCCUCUGCCCUGGGCUCUGCGGCAAACCUGCCAGUACUCGUUUCCUGCUCUACAAACAUCACUUAAUUUGUUUGGCAGAUUUCAUGAGACCUUAGAUUUCAUCUUGGAGGUGGGUUUUUAAAUAUAUAACAAGUAACAUAAAGCGUCCCUAUAUCAUUUUAGUUUCUGAACAUGAAAUGAGAUGCAUUUUUCUUUAUGUUUUAACUGAACCAACCAUUUUAGCUCUUUUUAGAGAAAUGAGUAUUAGGAGAAACUAGUUAUUUUGAUAAUGUCCUAUUACUUGC